Talaromyces amestolkiae is the source of this 1359-nucleotide messenger RNA. RefSeq lists its product as uncharacterized. Gene Ontology annotation, biological process: ammonium transmembrane transport. The record is from RefSeq and is a predicted model, not a curated record. Gene Ontology annotation, molecular function: ammonium channel activity. Gene Ontology annotation, cellular component: plasma membrane. The transcript is spliced from 3 exons. NCBI's taxonomy places the organism in Eukaryota, Fungi, Ascomycota, Eurotiomycetes, Eurotiales, Trichocomaceae. Bases 1 to 1359 code for a protein of 452 amino acids.
AUGGGUUCUGUGCUGGAGGCAUGGGAGGCUUGCUCCAAGAUCGAUACCGUCUUCAUUCUCGUCUGCUGCGUGUUCUGCUGGCCCAUUAUCCCUGCAGUUGGCCUAGGAUACUCAGGCUAUUCCACUCGUCGCAGUGGUUUAGCCUCCUUCUACCCUGGCCUGAUAGCCGUGAUUGUGUGCAGCAUUCAAUGGUGGAUUAUCGGGUACUCGCUCGCAUACGGUGAGGGUAAUGCAAUCAUUGGGGGCUUUGAAAAGGCGUUCCAUCGAGGAGUUCUGGCGGACCCAGUGGGUACGAUUCCCGAGAUACUGUUUUCUGAAUUUCAGUUGAUCUUCUGUGCCACGGUCUGCGCGAUUGCCGUAGGAGGAGCGUGUGAACGUGGAAGACUGCUUCCGCUGUUUCCAUUUUGCUUCCUAUGGAGCACCUUCGUGUASGAGCCACUCGCGCACAUGGUCUGGUCCGACACCGGGUUUCUAGGCAAUUUAGGCGUGCUUGACUUUGCUGGAGGAACCCCUGUCCACAUAUGCAGUGGUGCAAGCGCAACCGCUCUCAGUGUCUAUUUGUCCUAUCCACUGUUUCGCUCUAGAAAGUCGGGUAGCCGCACGCCUCAACAUCUCAAAUUGCACCGACCCCAUAACAGCAUGUCUCAGUUACUUGCUUUGGUCAUUAUCUGGAACUCCUGGCUGGCCUUUGAUGCCGGGACCACGCUCUCACUGAACUUCAAGAGUGUAAUGGCUGCCUGUGUGACCAACAUUUGUGCCUCGGCUGGAGCUAUGACGUGGGCCUUCAUUACAUAUCUGGUAUCUGGGGUCUGGAGUCUCGACAGUACCUUUAUGGGCGCAAUCGCGGGUCUCGUUCUCAUUACUCCCAGUGCCGGCUUCAUUGACAUGACUACCGCAUUUUUCUUCGGUGUACUAGGAGCCGUGGCAUGCAGACAGGCUUUGCGCAUCAAGUUUACGAAAAAAGCUGCGAUUUGGCGCUGGGUAGACAACGGAGACACUUUUGCAACUCACUGCAUUGGUGGCUUUAUUGGGACAAUUAUGACAGGACUUUUCGCCCAAAAAGAGGUCGCUGCUUACGAUGGAGUGACAUACAUUGCAGGUGGUGUUGUGUUUGAUGGUAACUGGAAACAGCUCUGCAUUCAAUUUCUUGAAGCCGUCAUCGGUUUUUCUUGGAGUUUCAUCGGAAGUUACGCAAUCUAUGCACUCAUUGAUUGUGUUCCUGGAUUUGAGGUUCUUGCUACCGACAGUGAGGUCGUCUCCGGAAUGGAUGCCUCUCAGAUGGAUGAGUCGCUGUAUGAAGCUCAAUGGGAGGGGGAAGCAGACUAUCAUCCUUUCGAAGGCUCUGUCCGACUCGAUUAG